Molecule: messenger RNA, 780 nt
Organism: Notechis scutatus (mainland tiger snake)
Lineage: Eukaryota; Metazoa; Chordata; Lepidosauria; Squamata; Elapidae
Source: RefSeq, a predicted model, not a curated record
AUGGUGGGCACUGUAAUCCAACACGCCUGGAAAGUAAAACGAUUUAAGGAGCCCAAAGAAGAGAGACGAUCUUGGAGAAUAUGGUUUUAUGACACCUCCAAGCAAGCCAUCGGCGCUGUCUUCGUCCACUUUGCCAACGUCUUCUUGUCUGACCUGACGGAAAAGGACCCCUGCUCUCUUUAUUUGAUGAACUUCAUCUUGGAUGCCACUUUGGGAAUGCUGUUGAUCUGGCUCGGGGUGAAAACAGUCUCGUGGAUCGUGGCAUGGUGCCAGUGCUCCAACCUUGUCUUUGGCGAGUACGGGGAUCCUCCGCAGGCAGCUGCUUGGAUUGGCCAAUGUUUUCUCUACUUGCUCAUAGUGAUCUUUGAGAAAACAGCCGUCAGUCUCAUCUUACUUAUUCCCGGUUGGACGAAGCUUCAGGAAAUCCUCCUGGAUUACAUCCCUUCUCCUCAGCUGGAACUGGUCUUGGUGAUCCUUGUGGUUCCUUUUAUAGUCAAUGCUGUUAUGUUCUGGGUUGUGGACAGCUUGACGAUGAAAAAACACAAGGGGAAGGAAAAGCUGGAAGUCAGCGUGGCGGAAUAUCCUGAAGGUUUGAAAGAUGAUGAUGUCCAGGUCCUCCUUUGUCCCACUUUGGAUUUUGACAAUUCCAGGAGCGACAUCGAUCUCUUGGCGCCUCUUCCACGAAGCAGGAGCCCAAACUUUAAAAACUGAGAUUAUUGAGUGGCCCUUCAAUAAUACCUGGCUGAACAACAACAACAACAAAAGAAACUCCAUUUUAGA